Molecule: messenger RNA, 793 nt
Organism: Clarias gariepinus (North African catfish)
Lineage: Eukaryota; Metazoa; Chordata; Actinopteri; Siluriformes; Clariidae
Product: signaling lymphocytic activation molecule-like
Exons: 3
Source: RefSeq, a predicted model, not a curated record
UGUGGUGCAGGUUUACUGUGUGCAGCUGGAGACGAGACAGUCACACUGCAGGAAGUGGAAGGAACCACUAUAACUCUCCAUACUGGGAUAACUGGGAUUCAAAGUGAUGCUCAUAUUGUCUGGUUUUAUGGACCUGAAAAAGCAGAGGAGAAGAUAUUAAACAGUCAGGUGAUUAAAGGAGAAACUGUUACAGAAAUCAGUGAGAGAUUUAAAGGGCGACUGCAGCUGGACAGAAUCAGUGGAGCUUUAACCAUCAGGAACAUCAGCAGGAAUCAUUCUGGAGUUUAUUUAUUACAAGUCAUCACUGGACGUCUCUCAUCUAGGACUUUCAGUGUCAGUGUUUAUGUUUUAGCUCCAGUUUCAACUCCAAUAAUAAGAAGUCAACAAAAGCAAAAACGAAGUGUUCCCCCCACAGAGGUGUGUUUCCCCCUGUGCACUGUGGAGAAUGGAGAAGAUGUGACGUUAUCCUGGUACAGAGGGACUGAGAGACUCAAUAUCACCAAUAACACAGAUCUCAGUGUUAACCUCAGUCUCACACUGCAAAUACACAACCAGGACAUUAACACUAACACUUACACCUGUGUGUCUGCAAACCCUGUCAGCAAUAAAACAACUUCUCUCAGCAUCACACAGCUCUGUGAUCAUCACCCAGAUAAAGAAAGAGAACGUUUCUGCUUCCUGUCGUGAUAUCUGUUGGAGGUCUCAUCCUGAUAUUAAUAAUAUUAUCACCUCUGUUUAUUCAGAGAAUAAAAGAAAAGCAACAAGGCAAGAAUGAGAUCUCUUCUAUGUUUUG